Messenger RNA from Amoebophrya sp. A120, 2554 nucleotides. Lineage: Eukaryota; Dinophyceae; Syndiniales; Amoebophryaceae. The record is from the annotation of a GenBank genome assembly.
GUCCGGCAGACAAAGCUUCUCAGACUCGGUUUUUUUGAAUACUUCUGAACGGAACUCUGUUAUUGUGAACGCACUUACUAACCUCUCUUAGGUGCCUGCCAACGCAGAAGUCUUGUUGAUCUUCAUCGUCAACGCGAGAAUCAAAUACUGAAAAUUGGUAUCAAAGCAAUCGAAAGCGCGAUAAAUAUCAAUGCAAGAUAGGACCACACGAUUGGGAUUGCAGCUGCAAGAAUACCGAAGAUCAGUAGAAAGCAGCAAGGAAGAACACUAUGAUGGCGCCGUCGACUGCGACGCCAGACACCGUGCGCAUGUCCGCGUCAAUUACCUUCCCCUGCUCCGAGGGCCGCGCAGUAGAGGAGGACCCGGUGGUGGAAAAGAUCAAGGCGAAAUGGAACUGCCCCCGCCUCAGCGACCGGGUAAAGUUCCGGCUGGAUUGGGGCAUGACGGGCGACGAGCAAGACAAAAUUUUGUUCACGCACAAGGAGCUUCUGCACCUUGGCUUGCUGUGGUCCGACCUGGAUCGCGAUAUUUUGCUCUAUGAGGCAACGGAUCCGGCUGAGGAGGAGGAAAAAAAGAAGAAGAAGAAGAAGCAAAACUACAAGCUGGAUAGGCAGAAGAUGCAAAAUGAUAAGAACCUCGCGAACGACGGUACGGGUACUUCUAAACGUGAAAAUGCAAAUGACAGCAUUACGUUAGAGAUGAACGAGACUACGUCCGACUCCGACGAGGAGGUGGAGGAAAGCGAUCCACUGACGCGAUUGAUUGUGACGUACGAGGAUUUUUCGGGCGCUUUUCUCGCGAAGUGCUGGAAGAAACGGUUUGGCGACGCCGUUCCAUACCGGAAUGAGCUCCCGGACAUGACAUUUUUGUCGAUUAUGGCUUUCCGGCCGACAGCAGAAGAUUACACGACCAACAACAAAACGAAAAGUUUAACCUCCCAUGCCUCAGAGGAUACUUGUUGGCUGCGUCUCAGUGACGAAUUGAACGGGAAGAUUUUGGAAACAGACGACGACAUUACGAACCGAAUCAUGCAAAUCUUGGACGACUUUUUCCAAACGGAAAACGCGGAUAAACUGUUCCAAGAAACGAAAACCCCUGGCGUACCGACAGGAGGUGUCCGAGAACCAGAACAAGGACCACAUCCACCACAUGGAGACAGCAAGAACGGUUCGUCCGUGAAGAACGGGAGUCAAAAUCCACUUGAUAUCAUUGAAGUGGAGACGCACCUGCGGUUGAUUUUGACGUUGCCGGACUUUGCCAUCGGCGACAUGCUGCUGCGGCGGCCCAUGCACAGUUGCGAAACGGAGUCGGACCUGCGGAAAAUGUUCGGUUUGUUCGAGUGCGUUUUGGAAAAUUUCCCGCAGCAGGCAGAAACCGAGAAAGACCACCCCCUCGUGGCUGAGGUUCUGUUUCGCUUCGCCCAGAGAGACUGGAAAGUCGCCGCGGAAGUGGACAAACGGACGAAGUGGAUGAUAAAAACAGGAGCGGAAAGGCCGGCCGAGCAGCUCCCGCUUGCUGCGUAUCCCGAUUUUGUGGAAAAAGGGUUGAUGCAGCUUCUCCGUCAUGGAUUUUCCGCAGCUUCUGUUCGGACACCGGCUGGUGCGUACCAUGAGCUGGUCGGCCCCGCGCCGUUUGGGUUCCCUCCGGCCAGGGCGGUCAAAAGUGCGGAGCUGUUUUCUGCCCUUCUUGGCAUGAAGGAUCUGCACGCAUUGGCGGUGGAAAAAAAUCGAGAAGUAAAGGCGGACGGUGACGUGGAUAACUUCACCUCCUUCGAUUUGAAAGCCGCCGCGGAUGUUUUUCUGGAACGACCCGACUUGGCGGAAGCGGCGCGCAUCUACCUCUGUCCCGUGGAAAUGCGGAAAGAGCCCAAGAGCUUCUACAAACUGAAAACCUGGUCAGAGGAAAGGGAGCGAUUUGAGAAGUUGUAUCGCGCACCCAAUCACAAAAAGUGGGCAGAAAUAAUGCGUCUGGCGCCACCAAGACCAACAUCUACAUCUACUCUUCCUUCAGCUGGACGAACUGGAGCUGGUGCUACAACCACGGGGCCGCCAGUACAGCCCCACAUGUGUGAAUUCUCGCCGCUGCCUAACGGUGGAAAAUGACAGCACUUUGCUACAGAUAUAAUAUUGAUAGUCUGUUUCCUGUUUUUCUUGUAAAGUUAGUUUCCUGCCUGCUCGGCCUUAUUCUCAACAAGAACAAAAACAAUCUUCAUACAAGAAUAUGCAAGAACGAAGCCGGGUCCUCAUUACGGAGAUACAGAUAGUGCUCUAACGACCGACAGCUACAAAAAUCAUGCUUGUGCCACUUCUGCAGGACAAAAUCAAAGCUCAACAGAAAAAUAGCGGAUCGUCCAGGAAAUCGUUGAGCUUAAAAAAUGCGUUGAACUUGAAGCAAGAUCCUCAGUCUUUCGCCGAUCGCGUUGAAAUUUGAACAAAACUAAACGUGGUCUUGCAAAAUAAUGUGGAUGAUAGAAAAUUGAAAAGAAGAACAAGACGAAGAACCACGAUGCUCAUUGCGUGUUGCUGCUUCAUCAAUCAAACAAAUUUGUCCUCAC